Molecule: messenger RNA, 1011 nt
Organism: Coturnix japonica (Japanese quail)
Lineage: Eukaryota; Metazoa; Chordata; Aves; Galliformes; Phasianidae
Gene: DNAJC5G
Product: DnaJ heat shock protein family (Hsp40) member C5 gamma
Source: RefSeq, a predicted model, not a curated record
GACGGAAGCGGCCGCGGCUCCGCGCUCCCUGCCGGCCCGGCCGGGCUCUGCCCCGCGCCCGCUGCCCCCCGGCGGUUGCCGAGGCCAUGGCGGAGCCGGGCAGGCCGCAGCGGAAACUGUCGAGGGUCGGAGAGAGUCUGUACCGCGUCCUGGGGCUGGAGAAGGGCAGCUCGCCCGAGGAGAUCAAGCGGGCGUACCGGAAGCUGGCGCUGCGUUACCACCCCGAUAAGAACCCGGACGAUCCGGCGGCCGCCGAACGCUUCAAGGAGAUCAACAGCGCUCACGCCACGCUCAGCGACGCCGACCGGAGGCAGCUGUACGACCAGUACGGGUCGCUGGGCCUCUACGUGGCCGAGCAGUUCGGAGACGAUGCCGUCCGUCACUACUUCCUCAUGUCCCAGUGGUGGUUCCAGGCCCUGGCGCUGUGCUGUGGUUUGCUGACCUGCUGCUGCUGUUUUUGCUGCUGCUUCUUCUGCUGCGGGAAGUGCUGCCCACCCCGCGAGGACGAGUCCUAUAAGUACGUCGACCCCAAGGACCUGGAGGCGGACGAUGGUGGCGACCCACAGGUCCCGGUGGAAGCGCAGCCCCCCGCAAGCAACGCCCAGCCCCUGCCUGCUGCCGGAGCCAGGAGCGAGGCAUAGGGCCACCUAUGUGCCGGAGGGGGGUGGGGGGUAAAGCCUCCUCCGGGACCACCGCCGCUUCCCAAGACCCCAUCGUGGGGUGGGGAGGGGGGUGUACAAUCUCAGGUGAAACCGUCCUACAGCGCUGUGACUGAGACCGGUAGCACUGUAACCCCGGGGCCGGACCCCCCUGACGGGAGCUGGGUGCCAAACGCUGCUCUGGGGCUGGUAUGGGGGGGGAGGAGGAGGGGUCGGAGAGGGGCCUCCCGUCGCGCCCCACUCUGCCUCGCCGUGGGGCCGCACCGCGCUCGUUAUGGGGCUGGGACCCUUCAGGCACUUUCCGUGGGUUUGUAUAUGUUAUAUGGGCACCAUUAAAGGAUGAUGGGGGGGA